AUGGAGGCAGCAAUAAAACAAAGUAGAAAGGUGUGUCCUUUUCUCCAUAAAAACACGGCAGCAACACUACGAAAACUUUCCAGCAUGCCGGCUCAACAACAACAACAAGGAGGCGCUCCUAUGAACGCUCUUUUGUCGUUUGCUCAGAAAUGUCCAGUUAUGGGAAAUGCAAUGGCCACUGUGCAAGGCCGUCAAAGUUUAUUGCAUACUUCAGCGAAACUGGCUAAACAACCCACUCGUCCAUUGAAUCAAGCGUCGAUCGUUAACCACGAGAAGAAUUUGAUUGAUGAACGAGCCGCCGCUGCUACCAUCGCUGCAUUGAAAAAAAGUGAACAAGUUGGCAGUUGCCCUUAUCACCAAGUUCAACAACCAGAACAAUCACCAAAGUCUCCUUAUCAUCGUCGAUUGCCAGCUACUCACUCGACCAACUCUACCACAUUUGAUUAUGAAUCUCUUUAUCACCACGAACUUGACAAGAAGCAUCAAGAUAAAACUUAUCGUUAUUUCAAUAACAUUAAUCGUCUCGCUCAGAAAUUUCCAAAGGCUCACACCAAAGACUCACGUGAUGAAGUUAUUGUCUGGUGCAGCAAUGAUUAUUUGGGAAUGGGUAAAAACCAAAUUGUUUUGGAAACUAUGAAACAGACUUUGAACAAAUAUGGGGCUGGUGCGGGCGGAACUCGUAACAUCGCCGGAAAUUGUAAUCUUCAUUUACAACUAGAAGCAGAAUUAGCCGAUCUUCAUCACAAACCGGCUGCGUUAGUCUUCACCUCGUGCUAUGUCGCUAACGACGCUACAUUAAGUACCUUAGCCUCGAAACUUCCUGGCUGUCACAUCUUUUCUGAUGCAGCCAAUCACGCGUCAAUGAUUCAAGGAAUCAAACAUUCUGGCGCAAAGAAAAUUAUUUUUAAACAUAACGAUCUAGCCGAUCUCGAAGCAAAACUUCAAUCGGUCGAUAUUAAUAUCCCAAAAAUAAUAGCAUUCGAAAGUGUUUAUUCCAUGUCGGGUUCUGUGGGUCAAAUUAACGCGAUUUGUGAUCUCGCGAAAAAGUAUGGCGCAAUCACGUUUUUGGAUGAAGUUCACGCAGUUGGAAUGUACGGACCUCGUGGUGCGGGUGUUGCGGAACAUUUAGACUUUGAUUUGAAUUCUCGUAUUCCGCACGCGAACAAUGGCAGCGUGCUUGAUAAAGUCGAUAUUAUUUCUGGUACACUUGGUAAAGCGUUUGGUAUCGUCGGCGGUUACAUUGCCGGAUCGGCCAAUUUGGUAGAUAUGAUCCGUUCAUAUGCACCGGGAUUCAUUUUUACCACGUCCCUUCCACCCGCAAAUGUCGCUGGCGCAAAAGCAUCAAUUCAAUAUCUCAAAAAAUCAUCCAAAGAACGACAAAUGCAACAACUAAAUACCAGGAUCCUCAAAGCUCGCCUUGCCGAACUUGAUAUCCCCGUCAUACCAAAUCCUUCUCACAUCGUUCCUGUCCUUGUGGGCGAGGCGGAACCUUGCAAAAUCGCUUCCGAUCAAUUGCUACGUGAACACGGGAUCUACGUUCAAUCAAUUAAUUAUCCAACCGUCGCUAAAGGUGAAGAAAGAUUACGAAUCACUCCGACUCCUGGGCAUAAUUCGAAAAUGGUCGACCAUUUAGUCGAGGCUUUGGAGACUAUCUGGCGAAAGAACGGGUUCAAGCGUGUUAGUGAUUGGAGGGCUGAAGGUGGUGGUGCGGGUGAUCCUGUACCGAAACCGAUUUGGACAGAUCGGCAGUUGAAUAUUGUGCCGGGUGGUGGAGAUGCGAUCCAUCCUUAUGUUGUUGAAGUUACUGCAUAA
Molecule: messenger RNA, 1812 nt
Organism: Ambispora gerdemannii
Lineage: Eukaryota; Fungi; Glomeromycota; Glomeromycetes; Archaeosporales; Ambisporaceae
Source: the annotation of a GenBank genome assembly